Molecule: messenger RNA, 3596 nt
Organism: Triplophysa dalaica
Lineage: Eukaryota; Metazoa; Chordata; Actinopteri; Cypriniformes; Nemacheilidae
Gene: gpm6bb
Product: glycoprotein M6Bb
Exons: 7
Coding region: 385-1158 (257 amino acids)
Biological process (GO): axon development; central nervous system myelination
Cellular component (GO): myelin sheath; plasma membrane
Molecular function (GO): structural constituent of myelin sheath
Source: RefSeq, a predicted model, not a curated record
UGUCUUUUCUGUGGUUCUCAGGGGCCGGGCAGCAGAUGGAAAGCUAGUUUGUGCUGUGUGUUUUUUAAUAUGAUAAUAUAUUCGGGGGGUGUGCUGUGGGGGUCUCUUACGCCUCUUGCAUUGUGUUGGUAUGGGAACGUGUCUGUGAUUUUCUGCAGACGUGACCGUCUUCAGUCGAAUGUUGACUUCUUGUGGGUUUAGAGUUCUGCGGUGAUGUGAAGUCAAGGCAAAGAGAAAGACGAGAGAGUGCGUGCGUACAGACCGACAGACAGACAGACAGAGAGAGUCGGAGGAAGAGCGAGAGAUAGAACAGACUGAAAACAAAGGAGGAGAAGCGUUGGAGAAGCAGGAGGUGGAUUUUUGUUGGUUUUGUGUAGAACAGCCAUGGAAACAUCAUAUGAUGACACUGAAGAUGAACGGCAGGAGAAACAAGGUUGUUUCGAUUGCUGUAUUAAAUGUCUGGGCGGUGUUCCGUACGCAUCGCUGGUCGCCACUAUCCUGUGCUUCUCAGGUGUGGCGCUCUUCUGCGGCUGCGGUCAUGUCGCCCUGUCGGGCACCGUCACCAUGCUGGAGAAUCACUUUUCCAAGAACACCAGCGAUCACGCCACGCUGACUUACAUAGUUGAGCUCAUAAACUACGUCAUCUACGGCAUCGCUUCCUUCUUCUUUCUGUACGGGAUCAUCCUGCUGGCCGAGGGAUUUUACACCACCAGCGCAGUCAAAGAACUCCACAGCGAGUUUAAGACCACCAUCUGUGGCCGCUGCAUCAGUGGAAUGUUCGUGUUUCUGACGUAUAUCCUGGGCAUCACCUGGCUCGGUGUCUUCGGCUUCUCUGCAGUACCUGUGUUUCUUUUCUACAACAUGCUGUCCACCUGCGCCGCCGUGAGCACACAGGUGGCUAACCAGACGUCUAUCUGUGUGGACAUGCGUCAGUACGGGAUUAUUCCAUGGAACGCAACUCCAGGCAAAGUUUGCGGCGACCACUCUGAAGAAAUCUGCAACUGCGAUGAGUUGUACCUGUCUUACCAACUGUAUAUAGUAGCGUGUGCAGGAGCAGGUGCCACAGUCAUCGCUCUGCUCAUCUACAUGAUGGUCACCACGUAUAACUUUGCUGUUUUGAAGUUUAAGAGUCGAGAAGACUGCUGCACAAAAUUUUAACUCGCAUCUCACUUAACUGAAAUGAACUAGAAUCCCUCACCUGAUGGACUAAACAAACCACAGCCAGUGUCAUGUGUAAAUAUAGAGAUCAUCAUCACCACACAGUGUUCUUUUAAAACUAUCAGAAGAUCAAUAAGAUCACAGGUCAGUGUUCUGGAAGUGUUUGUCGUCUUCAGUUCCUCCACAGAAACAUCAUCCACUUAAACUCCAUCAUGAUUGUAAAGCAGUGAACUCUCAUGAAGAUUUCUUUGAUUUGUGUUUGGAGGAAGUGAAGAAGAUUCACACUUCUGGAACUCGACUGUGACGCUCUACUGAGAGAAAUAAUGUUUUGAGAAAUGUGGCGGUGGAAACCUCCAGUGUUUACUUCUUUUAACCCCGUUUACACUUUUCGUUUCUUUGCUUUUCUCAUGAAUGUUGAUGUUUAGUUUGUUGACAUUGAGGACCGACUCGGUUAUAUGAUGUCAGUAUUCACACCUGAUGGAGUUUUCAUGUUUUAACUGCGGUUACGUACGUUUGCUACUGUUCUGUUAAACACACACACAUAGUGUUCCUGUCGGAUAAUAUAUGACCUUCUAAAUACAAGUAACAAGGUAAUAACAACAUAUUAUUCAUUUCUGUAGCUCUAUAGAUUCAUUUCAUUAAGUAUUUCAUUGAGUUAAUCUUGUGAUGUCAUGAAAAGACUCGCUCAUAACAGCGUCUGCUUCCGCUAUUAAUCAUGAAAAAUAAUAGAAAAGAACACACAGAUAGUGAACUCACACAUGUUUGUGCCAAACACCUCGCGUGUCCAUAUAUUUGCCCUUUUGUGAGUUUUCAGCUUCUUUUAGUGAGUUAGGGUGUACAGUAAAGAAUUAAACCCUGAAAAACUAAAUGACAGUGAUUUACCCCUUUAACCACGGGAAACACUGUGAAGCAUGACCUGACGUGCCUUAUUGCUUUAUUAUCAACUAGAUGUUCUAACUCUAAACUCUGAUUGGAUGAAAAACAUUUAAAUUUGUUUAAGUAAGGUAUAAUCCACGGCUAGCUGUGCAUUAAAGGAUUUUAGUGCACAACAUCGAUUUGAAGAAGUACAUUAAAAUCCUUGAAUGCACAGCUAGCCGGUGAUUAUCCAGCUUAUACCAUGGUUAUUUGGCAAGUCAAAGCUUUUAUUGAUGUUCACAGUAUAAUUUUAGAUCAAAUAGGUUAAAAUGAGGAUUAUUUUGUAAGGUUAUUUUAAAUGUAAUCAAACUGACUAAAGCGUUAAAUGCUUUUAAUGCACACCUUCCAGCCAAUCAGAAUCCAGUAUUCAAACAGACCAUGGUGUACAGGCAGUAAACACACACACACCUGUGAUCUGUGCACAAGUGUAUUAAAGUGACUUUGCUUAACAAAACUCAAACAACCUACAGAGAGAAACCCCUGAAUAAUCAAAUGUAAAACGGCAUCAAUCACAAUAAGGUGAAGCAUCAAAGAUGAAUAUUUAUGUUUAUAAAAGCAAUUAACGGCUUGAGGACUGUUGCAGUGAUUUCACCACGAUAAAGAGUGACGUUGAUAAUGAAAAUUCUGCAUUUACUUACUCACCCUCAAGUAGUUUAACAUCCCGAGGACCUCCGUUUUUCCCCAGAAUGCCCCAGAUUGUAACGCAAACAAACACACAAGUCACACAACGUGCAUCCGGGUUACAGCAUCGCUCGACGCAUGCGUGUUCUGACCACAUAGGCUCUAUACCAGACUGAACAUGCGUCAAGCGAUGCUGACAUCGGAUGACCGACGUGUAGCUCUCAGGAACGUGAGUUGGAAACUAUCACUCAAAUCAGGAACUUUUUGAAUAUAGUCCUUGGUUUUGUUUGUUUGCACACAAAAAGUAUCCUCGUCACAUUAUAUUCAUUUAUACUGAACCACCGGAGUCAAGCAGACUAUUUUACAAUGUGUUUAGGCACUUUCAGUGCUUUAAAGUUUGGUUGCGUUGCAAUCUGAGGAGCUUCCAAAACGACCUUAAUAUCUUUUUUUGGAAAUGGAGGUCAUGCAGAUGUUAAACUACUGAAGGGUGAGUGCUAAAUGGUGGAAGAUCCCCUUUGAGUGUGUUGUAGUCAGUAUGAGUGUCGACGUCGAGUGACAGAUGUCAGGUGUGUGUUAAUCUGCAUUUUGCUGCUUAUCCAAUCAGCAUUUAGAGGCGGGGCUCUGACUCACUUUGUGUUUACAUUGGUUCAGAUUCACUUGUGUUAAAUCCAGUGUCGGUGUUUUACAGCGUGUGUUUAAUGUUUAUAAUGUCACAUAUGUAUAGAUCUUCUAAUAUUGUUUUGAUGGAUGACGUGAUGCUGCUUAUAUUCCAGGAUCACAUGUGUGUUUGUACGAGAUCAGAAUUAACUUUACUUCACCUAAAGGUCAUUUCAUAUGACCGCAAGAUUUCAGUGGCUGUAGUUUCAUCUUUCUAUAAAAUAAAUAAAAAGAUACGUUGUGUA